This is a messenger RNA of Myotis daubentonii (Daubenton's bat), 2154 nucleotides long. RefSeq names its product dCMP deaminase (gene DCTD). Gene Ontology annotation, molecular function: dCMP deaminase activity; zinc ion binding. Lineage: Eukaryota; Metazoa; Chordata; Mammalia; Chiroptera; Vespertilionidae. Gene Ontology annotation, biological process: pyrimidine nucleotide metabolic process. The transcript is spliced from 7 exons. Gene Ontology annotation, cellular component: cytoplasm. The coding region runs from base 130 to 666 and encodes 178 amino acids. The record is from RefSeq and is a predicted model, not a curated record.
CGGGCUCAGCCGCUCGGCGACCUCCGGGAGUCUUUCUCCCUCGGGGAGCCCGGAGCGGGAGGCGCACGCGGGACUGAAAGUGGCCGGCACGGCUGCGGCCGCGGGCGCGGUGGGAACGCGUGACCCAGCAUGAGCGAAGUCCCCUGCAAGAAACGUGAGGACUAUCUGGAAUGGCCCGAGUAUUUCAUGGCCGUGGCCUUCCUGUCGGCACAGAGGAGCAAAGAUCCCAAUUCCCAGGUGGGAGCCUGUAUCGUCAACGCAGAAAACAAGAUCGUGGGCAUCGGGUACAACGGGAUGCCCAACGGGUGCAGCGACGACCUGCUGCCUUGGAGGAGGACAGCGGAGCGGAAGCUGGACACCAAGUACCCUUACGUGUGCCACGCCGAGCUGAACGCCAUCAUGAACAAGAACUCGGCUGACGUGAAGGGCUGCACCAUCUACGUGGCCUUGUUCCCGUGCAACGAAUGCGCGAAGCUCAUCAUCCAGGCAGGUAUCAAAGAAGUUAUAUUCAUGUCUGAUAAGUACCACGAUAGCGAGGAGUCCACCGCCGCCAGGCUCAUGUUUGAUAUGGCUGGGGUCGCCUUCAGGAAAUUCACACCCAAGUGCAGCAAGAUUGUCAUUGACUUUGAUUCCAUCAACAGCAGGCCCAGCCAGAAGCUUCAGUGAGUCCAGUCCCAUUAAACCAGGGGAGGUGGGGAUAACCCUCCCCCAGGGAGCCGGAGCGCCUUUCACCUGCAAGUUACACGCGCCUUCCCGUCGCCGGGCAGCACACGGAGACGCACAGCUAAUCCGCACAAAGCCUCACCUCCCCGACUCUCCCGUCGCACGGAGUCUGCAUCUGACUAAGCUACUGAUUUAGGGUUAAGAUAAGGGGCCUGGGCCCGGCCCGGCUCGAGGGGCUGGCGUGGGGUGCCUUCCCCUUGGCGUGCCGGUUUGCCGGGGUGCAGGGGAGUGUCCCCACGCGCGCUGUCACCCACCGCAUGGCACAGCUGCUGCACGCGGCUGCAUGUGCUCGGCGGACAAACAACCAUCGUGCCCUCGCGGGAAGAGCCGGCGCUGGCGGGAACAUCUGGCCCCAGUGAAGCAGAGCGUGUAGUGCCCGUGGAAACGAACGGAGGCCCACACGGCAGCGUAAGCUUUAGAGUCGAGGGCCCCCCGCCUGCUGUCCUCACGGUGGUGGCAGAGCUGAGUUCUGGGCACGUUCUCUGCUUUUGCUGUCCUGCUCCCCACAGGGGAGUGGCUUCCUGUCCCUCUGGGGGUGGGGACUCUGUGCUCUUAUGUCUCAUUUUUGGUUUGUUGGUCACAUAUUACUUAGUUGUUCCCAAGCAGACAGCUCAUCCUGUCGCCCCCAAGACCCCAUCCUGCUGUGGGGGUGGGGACUGUGUGGAUGGGCGGCCGUCAUGGGUCACUCCCAAGGCCACUCCCAAGGCCACUCCCAAAGCCACUCCCAAGGUCACUCCCAAAGCCACUUCCAAGGCCACUCCCAAGGCCAUUCCAAAGCCACUUCCAAGGCCACUCCCAAGGUCACUCCCAAAGCCACUUCCAAGGCCACUCCCAAGGUCACUCCCAAAGCCACUCCCAAGGUCACUCCCAAGGCCACUCCAAAGCCACUCCCAAGGCCACUCCCAAAGCCACUCCAAGGUCACUCCCAAGGCCACUCCCAAGGUCACUCCCAAGGUCACUCCAAGGCCACUCCCAAGGCCACUCCCAAGGUCACUCCAAGGCCACUCCCAAGGCCACACCACAGCCUGGGAGUAAAGGAUUCCUAACCUGUAAGUGAGCUGUGCAGAGAUCUAGGUGCCUCCAGUCGGUUUUCACCAGAUCUGGUGACAGGGCCUCCUGGCUCCGCGCCUCCCUCCUCUGACACUAAUCGCAGGGAGGGGGGGAGGGCGGGGCGUGGCUGGCUGGACACCUGUCUUUAAUCCCACUCAGUUUUUAUUAAACGUGCUCAGUCCCUUUGUUGAGAAAGUGGUUUCUUUAUCCUGAAGAUUAUGACUGAUUUUAAAGGGCUCUUACAUUUUUAUGAGUUUUUAUUUUGUCUCUGAGGGUUUGUACUCGGUAUUCCAGGGCACUUUGUAAUUUGGCUCCUUACCAACAUUAUUAGAAUCUUAUUAAAACCUACCCCAGCGAAGGACGUUCGCUUUUAUCUUGUAA